AUGGCGGAAAAUUCGAUCCCGAAGGAAGCAGCGUUCCAGAUCAUCAACGAUGAGCUGAUGUUGGAUGGAAAUCCGAGGCUGAAUUUGGCAUCCUUUGUGACGACAUGGAUGGAACCAGAGUGUGACAAGCUCAUCAUGUCUGCCAUUAACAAGAACUACGUUGACAUGGAUGAGUACCCUGUCACCACCGAGCUACAGAACCGGUGUGUGAACAUGAUAGCUCACCUAUUCAAUGCACCACUGGGAGAUGGAGAAGCUGCAGUUGGAGUUGGAACAGUGGGGUCAUCAGAGGCCAUAAUGCUGGCUGGUUUGGCAUUCAAGAGAAAGUGGCAGAACAAGAUGAAAACCCAAGGCAAACCCUGGGACAAACCCAACAUUGUCACUGGUGCCAACGUCCAGGUAUGCUGGGAGAAAUUUGCUAGGUAUUUUGAGGUGGAGUUGAAGGAGGUGAAACUGAGAGAUGGUUACUAUGUGAUGGACCCUGAUAAAGCUGUGGAGAUGGUGGAUGAGAACACAAUCUGUGUGGCUGCUAUCUUGGGCUCCACCCUUAAUGGAGAGUUUGAAGAUGUUAAGCGCUUGAACGACCUCUUGAUCGAGAAGAACAAGCAAACUGGAUGGGAUACACCAAUUCAUGUGGAUGCAGCAAGUGGUGGCUUCAUUGCACCUUUUCUUUACCCAGAACUGGAUUGGGAUUUCAGAUUGCCAUUGGUAAAGAGUAUCAACGUCAGUGGCCACAAGUAUGGACUUGUGUAUGCUGGUAUAGGUUGGGUCAUUUGGAGGAGCAAAGCGGACUUGCCUGACGAGCUCAUCUUUCACAUCAACUAUCUUGGAGCUGAUCAACCCACUUUCACCCUCAACUUCUCUAAGGGUUCAAGUCAAAUAAUUGCUCAGUACUAUCAACUUAUUCGCUUGGGUCAUGAGGGAUACAAGAAUAUUAUGGAAAACUGUCAAGAAAAUGCAAUGGUACUCAAAGAAGGUUUGGAGAAGACAGGACGCUUCAACAUUGUGUCCAAAGACAACGGAGUUCCACUGGUGGCCUUCUCUCUAAAGGACAACAGCAAGCACACCGAGUUUGAAGUGUCGGACAUGCUCCGACGCUACGGUUGGAUUGUGCCAGCAUACACCAUGCCACCUGAUGCACAGCACGUGACUGUGCUCAGGGUGGUGAUAAGGGAAGACUUCUCGAGGACUCUGGCCGAGCGCCUUGUUAUUGAUAUAGAAAAGGUUCUCCACGAGCUCGAUACGCUCCCGACCAGGAUCAGUGCCAAGAUUGCAGCUAGCGAAGAGAAUAGUGUAGCGAUUGGGAAGAAAAGUGAUAUUGAAGUGACAAGAGAGAUAACCACAGCUUGGAGAAAGUUUGUUGCAGACAGGAAGAAGACCAAUGGUGUGUGUUAGUUCUGAAAAUGAGCUUGAGAUAUUAUGUGUGUAUGGCCUAUGAUUAUUUGUGCCAUUAUUCAGCAUGUUUACUUAAAAUUUUACGGUCUGCUUUUUGGUAAGUCCUUUGAUUUGAUUUACAAACAAACCCCAUAAUUUGUGGUAAUCUGUUGAAAGGUUUUGUGUCGGAUUUGGGAAUCAACAACCUCUCCAAAAUAGAGUAACAGGCUCCAUCAUUUGUCUUUUUUAGAUCUCAAUGUAGACAAGAGUCGAGUCUUUUACACUGAAUACCGCAUUAUUUGUAUUUUAUUGUAACAUUCUUUUCUCCUUUCUUUUCAAAGUUGGGCACAAAAAAUCUUGACAAACGGUCGUUAAAGUUG
Messenger RNA from Ilex paraguariensis (yerba mate), 1754 nucleotides. The record is from the annotation of a GenBank genome assembly. NCBI's taxonomy places the organism in Eukaryota, Viridiplantae, Streptophyta, Magnoliopsida, Aquifoliales, Aquifoliaceae.